AUGUUUCCCUACAAGGAAGAAUCCAUGUCCACCAUGCAACAAAUCAAGUCAUCUCGCGAAUCCUUUCGCAAGGGACAACAACUGUAUAUGGAAGCCAAUUACGAGGACAGUUUGGAAGCCUUUUCUCGUGCCGUCCAACUCCAAGAAGUCGUCUUUGGAAAGUACCACAAGGAAACCAUACAGUCGUACUUGGAACAGGGCAAGGCGGCUCUCAAAACUGGGGAUACUCAGAAGGCACUCAAGUCCUUUCAACGGGCGACCCGCAUGGCUAAUGUGUCCUUUCAGAACAAGGCUCUGAAUCGCGACAUGUGGAAGCAAAUUGAGACUUGCUGGUACUCUGUCCAUCCCGAGACGGAUGUCUCUUUGGGAAUCUUGUCGGAGAUUUAUGCCUUGGAAGAGUUGGGAGACAAGGCUGUGAAGCGGCACCAAUACAUCAAGGCGAUUGAACAUUAUUGCGGCGCCUUGUCAUUGCAAGAUAAGUUGGUGGGAAAGGAUUCGUUGGAUGGGGCAGACAUUCGAUACAAGUUGGGAUCGGCUUUGCACAAGACAUCGGCAAUGCCACAAGCCCAAGAAACACUACAAUUGGCCUACAAGUGUUAUGUGGACCAAGUCGGAAAGGACCACCCUGCGACGAUGGGAUGCAUUUCCAAGAUUCAGACCAUUUCUGCGUCAUAG
Molecule: messenger RNA, 675 nt
Organism: Cylindrotheca closterium
Lineage: Eukaryota; Bacillariophyta; Bacillariophyceae; Bacillariales; Bacillariaceae
Source: the annotation of a GenBank genome assembly